AUGAACCCGGAAGAAUCGAAUAUUUUGGUAGCUAUUCGUUGUAGGCCUCUUAAUCAGAAGGAAGUUUAAAACGAAGAUUUAGACAUAGUUAGAGUGGAGGACAAUUUGAUUAUCAUUUUGGACCCAAUACAAAUGGAAUAUGAAGCAGAGAAUAAGAAAAUGCUGGAAGUGUAUCAUAGGAGCAAAGAACAGCGAUAUGCCUUCGAUAAAGUGUUUAGGGAGGAGAGCUAAGAUGAUAUCUUUGAAUAAACAUGCAAAUAGCUGAUUAAGCCUGUGAUGAACGGUUACAAUGCGACUGUAUUUGCCUAUGGUCCCACUGGAACAGGGAAGACUUACACGAUGUUGGGAAACCAAGAAACCAUGGGAAUAAGUGUGCUCACAAUAAGGGACAUGUUUGAAUUCAUAAAACGUGAUCUGGAUAACGAAUACAUAGUGAUGAUAAGUUAUGUGGAGAUCUACAACGAAGCUAUUCGUGAUCUACUAAUUUAGUAAUCCUAAUAUUUGGAGUUACGAGACGAUCCAAUUAAGGGAGUCACAAUAGCAGGAGUUACUGAGUAUAAAGCAAUAAGUGUUCAGUAGGUUAUGAACUUAUUGCUCUAAGGAAAUAGGAGGAGGACAACCGAAGCCACGAAUGCGAAUCUUACUUCUUCUAGGUCUCAUGCAGUAUUUUAAAUAAAUGUGACUCAAAGGAGCAAAGUGAAAAAUACGGAGAUGGAGUCAAUGAAUGGGAAGUUGAGUCUAAUAGAUUUGGCAGGGAGUGAAAGAGGAACUGUGACAGAGAACAGAGGACUUCGAUUAAGAGAAGGAGCAAAAAUCAAUAGGUCAUUGUUGGCACUUGCAAAUUGUAUCAAUGCAUUGGGAGAUAAGAGCAAGAAAGGAUUCUUUGUGCCUUAUCGAGAUAGUAAAUUGACAAGGCUGUUGAAGGAUUCCUUGGGUGGCAAUUGCAGAACAGUUAUGAUUGCAAAUAUAUCGCCAGCUUCAUCUCAAUUUGAAGAGACCAUCAACACUUUGAAAUAUGCCAAUAGAGCCAAAAAUAUAAAGACAAAACAAUUACCCAAUAAGAAAUUGGUUGCUAUGCAUAUAGCUGAAUACAAGAACAUAAUUAGUGAUUUGAGAUCAGAAAUUGAAUCAUUAAAACUAAGAUUGAAUGAAAAAUAAUUUGAUGACAAUGAAGAUGAAUCUAUUACUAUCAACAAUUACAUUAACAAGAAUGGUAAGCCAGAAUAAGAAGAGUUGAAAUCUAUUUAGGAAGAAAUCUUUGAGAACUUUUAGGAAAGAAUUUAAUUAAGAAGAGCCCUUAUGGAAAUUGAGGAACAGAAUGCUAUGAAUUUCUUGGAAAUCAAAAAAAGGUAAAGUGAAAUCUUGCAAUGGAAGAAGUCAGGUGAGAAGAAUAUGCCUGAAGAUAUUAGACAGGGAUUGAAGAGCAUAUAGACCUUAAAAACGAGUACGGAGAAGAAUAUGAUCAAAAAGGAAUUGAUGGGGUUAUAGUUAGUUGAAAAUAUUAAUAAUGCUAAGAAGAUUAGAGAGUCGAUUCCUAAAAGAAUUCAGAGUAAGGAGAAGAGAGAUUAUUUGGAAUUGGAAAUUAAAAAUCAUGUUUUGGAAUUAUAAAAUGUUGAAUUGGAAAUCAAUCUGUAAAUUCAAGAAAAGACUAUUAAUGAUUUAAAAAUGAUUGUUGAAAAUUAAAAGAAACUAAUUAAUGAUACUCAAGAUGAAGAAAAAUACUUUGAAGAAACAGACAUCGAAUAUAUUGAUGAUUUAUUGGAAGAUCCAGAAUUUUAACAGGAAUAAGAUGACGAUGAUCUGGAGGAUUUGGGUGAAUUAGAUUAGUUUAAAGAAUUCAUCAAAAAAGAAGAAUUGAAAUAAAAUUCACCCAAUCAAUUCAAACAAAGAGACAAGAGUGCCCCAAGAAAACAGUUUAACAAAUAAGAGUUGUCCAUUCAAGAAGACUACGAUGAAAUUAGUUAAUCAUAAUCCAAACCUAAAGUUCGAGAUCAAUCUCGUAAUAAAAGGGAUGGAGGUGGAUCUGCUAUUUAAAAUAAAGUACUGCCCCCAAAAGAUAAAUAAUUGCAAUUUCAAUAACAAAUCAAACCUGCAAACAUUAAACCACCAAAAGAUAUAUCAGUUCUAAAUUUACAAGGGCGAAAUCUAUCAAUAGGCAAUUCAUAGCAAAGAGGUAAUUCUAAGGCCAAAAAAUGA
Molecule: messenger RNA, 2196 nt
Organism: Paramecium tetraurelia
Lineage: Eukaryota; Ciliophora; Oligohymenophorea; Peniculida; Parameciidae
Exons: 4
Biological process (GO): microtubule-based movement
Molecular function (GO): microtubule binding; ATP binding; microtubule motor activity
Source: RefSeq, a predicted model, not a curated record